UAUGGCAACACUGCUAAUUUUCUAAACGUCAAAUAUUGUUUCAUUGAUAUCAUGUCAAUUUUAUUUCCCUUUUGAUAGUGGGCAGUCUGUUUAAGUUUGUGAUUGUUUAUUUAAAUAAAACGUUAUGAUGGCUGAGGACACGACAGCCGACGCAACGAGAAGACUAAAUGUUAAAAAACAGACACUAGAUGAUGCAUAUGCAGCGCCGGCAAAUUUCUUAGAAAUUGACGUGGUAAAUCCAAUAACAACGAUGGGUGUCGGAAAAAAACGCUACACCGAUUAUGAGGUUCGCAUGAGGACAAACCUGCCCGUGUUCAAAGUGAAGGAGUCGAGCGUAAGGCGGCGGUACAGUGACUUUGAGUGGCUGAGGAAUGAGUUGGAAAGAGAUAGCAAGAUUGUAGUCCCUCCUUUGCCCGGCAAAGCUCUCAAGAGACAGCUGCCCUUCCGCGGAGACGACGGCAUAUUUGAAGAGGAGUUCAUUGAAGAUCGCAGAAAAGGACUGGAGGUGUUCAUCAACAAGAUCGCCGGACAUCCGCUGGCGCAGAACGAGCGCUGCCUGCACAUGUUCCUGCAGGAACCCACCAUCGACCGCAACUACGUGCCCGGCAAGAUCCGCAACACGUAACCGCUCCCCCCCCCUCUCCCCGCCACCUCCACUUCCACCUCCACCCCCCCACAAACAGCACCAGGUCGCCACGAGGGCGGGCCGCAGCACCAGCCGGCGCCGCAAGCCGCGCUUUGGCAAACUGUCUUCAGCCAACACUUUCCUUGUCACGAAUCUGUUCGCUUUACAUAAUAUAGAGAUACUUUUUGGGAAAAUCACUUACCUUGGUCUCGAUUAUAGUUUUGAAGUGAUCCGUGUCUAAAAUAAAUUGUAAUUUAUUGUAUAAAAAGUAUAGUUUGUGUCAACAGAGGGCGAUCAUUUAGGAAAAAAUAUUGUGAUUUAUUAAGUUAAUUCAUUUAAAUGUAAGCGGUUUUCGGAUGCAUAAUAAAUAUGUUCGAGUUGAAAGUGACGCUGUGACUCGUUAUACAAAGUAAUGAGAGCGGAGAAGUGAACAUCACGUGAACUGCGAUGUAUGCGAGAUACGCACUCACAGAUACAGGAUUGUCAUAAAGUUCCCGUCCUCUUCAUAAAUUACAGAUAACUAUGAUAUCUUGUCAACACAAAUUAAAACCCAACGGAAAAAAACAUCAUGUAGGUGGAAAUUGUGGCGGAACGUCGCCAUCGCGUUUCAGAACAACAUUGUACUAAUGUUUAGAAGUUAUUGAUUAAAAUUAAGCAAUAUUAUUGAAGUCGUUAAAUAUUAAUUUAAAUAUAUAUAUCACGAGCCAGUGGAAAUGUAAGUUUUUUGUCUUUAAUCGUGUUGCCCUCCUCAAGAGGGUCAACGUAACGCUUUUAUAUAUUCUGCGCAUAUAAAUCUCAUUCAUGUAUAGUUUCGCUUAUUUAAGAAAUUAUAUUUAUUACGAAGUGUCACUCGAGAGAUGUAGUGGCACUGGCUCGUGCUCGUGUCCGCGCUCGUGCUCGUG
Molecule: messenger RNA, 1527 nt
Organism: Papilio machaon (common yellow swallowtail)
Lineage: Eukaryota; Metazoa; Arthropoda; Insecta; Lepidoptera; Papilionidae
Gene: Snx3
Product: sorting nexin-12
Exons: 4
Coding region: 125-625 (166 amino acids)
Biological process (GO): endocytic recycling; late endosome to Golgi transport
Cellular component (GO): retromer complex; early endosome membrane
Molecular function (GO): phosphatidylinositol-3-phosphate binding
Source: RefSeq, a predicted model, not a curated record